CAGCUCUUGGUGGGUGGAGAAGAUCGCCGCAACCCACCUGCCGGGAAUCAAGUGCCGAACUUUUAGCAGGCUUGUUGCCCGAAGUACCUCUGAGGGGGUUAGUAUGAGAGCUAUGAAAGUGCUAAUUUUCGAUGAAUAACUAAGUUCGACAAGCGUAAGAACUUCGCAACUUUGUUACUUAUCAUAUCCCAAAUCCUUCAGAGGCUCGCCUUAAAGCAACAUGGCGGAGAGAAAGCUGCAUAGAGCGCCUCCAUUCCGGGCGGAGCACAUGGGCUCGUUGUUGCGCCCACAAAGCCUACUUGACGUUCGAGAAAAGAUUGCUACGCAGGGCUUGACUCCAGAGCAAGCCGGACUGGGGCCGGUUGAAGAAAAGGCCGUUGGCGACAUCGUGAAAGAACAACUUGAUCUGGGCUUCAAAGCAGUUACGUCUGGCGAGUUCGUUCGGACUCGAUUUUGGGGCCUGUUCUGGGACGAGUUGGAAGGUACAACGAGGCUACAAGAUGCCAAUGCAUCCAUGUUCCGGCUAUACCACCCGGAUGUAGUUUCUCUCAUCGAGAAGGACAGAAAGGUUAUGCCAGGAGAUUCGGUAAUUGCUGGUGGUAGGAUCAAGCAUUCUGGCACGACUUCCAACCUGCAUGAGCUUCAGCUGGUGCAGAAGUUCGUGCCAAAGAGCGAUUGGGGUAACAUCAAACUCACAAUGAUAACUCCAGCGUGGUUUCACAUGCGGUACAAACAAAACAAGGCCUGGGCUGAAGGAGUGUACAAGGAUGAUGCCGAAUACUUUGCGGACGUUGCAAAGGCGUACCAAGUUGAACUACAGAAUCUUUAUGAUGCCGGGCUCCGUAACGUGCAAUUCGACGAUCCCGGCCUUGCCUACUUCUGUUCAGACGUGUUCCGCAACGGCUGGGCCGAGGACAAGGACAAUAUUGGCACAGUCGAUGACCUGCUUGAUGCCUACAUCAAACUCUAUAACGAUUCAUUGUCUAAAGUCCCAGAGGAUAUGCAUACAGGUGUUCAUCUUUGCAGAGGCAACUUCAUCGGUGGUCGGCACUUCGCUGAAGGAGGCUACGACGUUAUUGCCAGCAAGCUCUUCCGUAACCUAAAAGUCGAUACAUUCUAUUUGGAAUAUGAUACUGAGCGUGCAGGAGGCUUUGAGCCACUGAAGCACCUUCCGACGAACAAAAAUGUGAUCAUCGGAGUAGUCUCUACAAAAUUGGCUACACUCGAAGAUGCAGAGUUGAUGAAGGAAAGGAUUUACAAGGCUGCAGAUUUCAUCGCUGAGGGAUCGGGCCAGACGAGGGAUGAAGCACUUAAACGAAUUGGUGUCAGCCCACAGUGUGGAUUCAGCACCCAUGAGAGCGGAUAUCCGUUGAGUCAUGAUGACCAAAGCAAAAAGUUGGCUUUGGUGAGACAGAUUGCAGAUGAUAUCUGGGGCGAGCCAUAAACACAGAGUCUUCACAAGAACAAUGGGUCCUGAACAUAAUGCUGUUUGUGUGUCAGAAUGGUCACGUGCGAAACGAUCUUGCUCAAUCCAAUGAAAUAACUUGUAGGUUAGUCAAUCGCCCGUCUAUCUUCAAAAAUCAAUAAUAUGGAGGUUGCAAGCUCUUCAACACUGUUCAAUUCAGGUCUUAAGUCCUUUGAUUGAGGAGCCGAAUAUCACUUUUUGAUGUUAAUCUCUCGCGUAACCGAUUGUACAUCAAACACCUGUUCCCAACUCAACAAUUCGAUCCACGAAGUUGGGCGUCCGUAGUACGCUACAACGGUAUCGUCUAUAAAGCAAUAUCGCAAUAAACAUCAGUUCACC
Verruconis gallopava is the source of this 1804-nucleotide messenger RNA. RefSeq lists its product as uncharacterized. Gene Ontology annotation, molecular function: 5-methyltetrahydropteroyltriglutamate-homocysteine S-methyltransferase activity; zinc ion binding. The transcript is spliced from 2 exons. The record is from RefSeq and is a predicted model, not a curated record. Bases 221 to 1444 code for a protein of 407 amino acids. Lineage: Eukaryota; Fungi; Ascomycota; Dothideomycetes; Venturiales; Sympoventuriaceae.